Molecule: messenger RNA, 5698 nt
Organism: Nycticebus coucang (slow loris)
Lineage: Eukaryota; Metazoa; Chordata; Mammalia; Primates; Lorisidae
Gene: GPAT4
Product: glycerol-3-phosphate acyltransferase 4
Exons: 13
Coding region: 972-2375 (467 amino acids)
Biological process (GO): triglyceride biosynthetic process
Cellular component (GO): endoplasmic reticulum
Molecular function (GO): glycerol-3-phosphate O-acyltransferase activity
Source: RefSeq, a predicted model, not a curated record
GGGCGCGUCCAGGCGGCGUAGACAAAGGCGGGCGCGCGCACGUCCUGACGCAGCGUCGGCCGGCGGCGGCGGCGGCGGCGACGACGGGGGCGGGAGGGCCAGUCAACGGAGGGAAUCGGCGCCCCGGAGCCUCGCGGCCGCUUUGGCAGCAUGUAAGCAGCAUUUUGCCAAGAACCCAGGUCACCACUGAGAAAGGGGAACUUUGGGAGAAAAUUAUCCAGAGGAAACUAAUGCCAAAGGCGUCUGGAAUUACACUCACCUCAGGCAGCAUGAGACUUUGUGUGCCAGUAUCUCUGUCCUGCUGGCAAAGCCCGUAGCUCUCCAGGUAGCAGGGUCCUGGGAGCAGCGAGAGCCAGGAGCCUCUGUCAAGGGAGAAUGGAGCCAGCUACGAACCCUCUACAAUGAACACGAUUUUCAGCUUACGAAGGAAUUUAAGUGAAAUAAUUAUUUAAUAUCCACAUAUUCAGUUCAAAAGCCUUCUAUGCGAAGAGCCAACAGGAGUUAUCAGGAUUUUUCUGGCACCAAGGCGAACUCUUCUUGGUACUUCUGGCAGUGACAGAGCUGCAAGACAGAUUUAUCUGCUAAAUGUUCUUGGGCAAGGAAAAAAGUAAAACCUGUGGAAGCCGCAUCAGGAUAGCAGAGCACAGACCCCUCCCUCCCUGGCUGCUCACUUGUACAGGAACACAGCCUGGACUUGGAUGCUUCUGCUGAGGAGUAUCUGCCUCGUUCACCACCCAAGUUCGUCUGCUUGGCGAGACCUGGCGUUUUCAGCUGCCUCUCAUGGUCUUUUUCUCCAGUCAUUCUCUUCCCAAGGCUUCUGUUCAGACUCUUGAAUGACGUGAACCUUGGAAUGGAGUUUGUUGCCGCUCGGGGACCUGCUUCCUUUUCCAGACUGGCACUGUUGGAAAGGACCAUCUGAAGGCUGCUGUUUGUUCUCGGGCUGGAGGGCGCUGGCCUGCUGGACGCCCACCAUGCUCCUCUUGCUGCCUUUCGACAGCCUGCUGGUCAGCCUCCUGGGCAUCUCCCUGACUGUGCUCUUCACCCUCCUCCUCGUCUUCAUCAUAGUCCCGGCUGUGUUUGGAGUCUCCUUUGGUAUCCGGAAGUUCUACAUGAAAACUUUGUUAAAAAUCUUUGCGUGGGCUACCUUGAGAAUGGAGAGGGGAGCCAAGGAGAAGAACCACCAGCUGUACAAGCCCUACACCAAUGCCUGCCUUCUGAUGGGGGUGCACUCUCUCACAGGGAUCAUUGCAAAGGAUCCCACUUCACUCGAAGAAGAGAUCAAAGAAAUCCGUCGCAGUGGAAGUAGCAAGGCUCUGGAUAACACUCCCGAGUUCGAGCUCUCCGACAUUUUCUACUUCUGCCGGAAAGGAAUGGAGACCAUUAUGGAUGACGAGGUGACCAAGCGCUUCUCAGCAGAGGAGUUAGAGUCCUGGAACCUGCUGAGCAGAACCAAUUACAACUUCCAGUACAUCAGCCUGCGGCUCACGGUCCUGUGGGGCCUGGGGGUGCUGGUCCGCUACUGCUUCCUGCUGCCACUCAGGAUAGCUCUUGCUUUCACGGGGAUAAGCCUUCUGGUGGUGGGCACCACCGUGGUGGGAUACUUGCCAAACGGGAGGUGUAAGGAGUUCCUGAGCAAACACGUUCACUUGAUGUGUUACCGGAUCUGCGUACGUGCGCUGACAGCCAUCAUCACCUACCACGACAGGGAAAACAGACCAAGAAAUGGUGGCAUCUGUGUGGCCAACCACACAUCUCCUAUUGACGUGAUCAUUCUGGCCAGUGACGGCUAUUACGCCAUGGUGGGGCAGGUGCAUGGGGGACUGAUGGGCGUGAUCCAGAGAGCCAUGGUGAAGGCCUGCCCGCACGUCUGGUUUGAGCGCUCCGAGGUGAAGGACCGCCACCUGGUGGCCAAGAGACUGACCGAACACGUGCAAGAUAAGAGCAAACUGCCCAUCCUCAUCUUCCCAGAAGGAACCUGCAUCAAUAAUACAUCAGUGAUGAUGUUCAAGAAGGGAAGCUUUGAAAUUGGAGCCACAGUCUACCCCGUUGCCAUCAAGUAUGACCCUCAGUUCGGUGAUGCCUUCUGGAACAGUAGCAAAUACGGGAUGGUGACCUACCUGCUGAGGAUGAUGACCAGCUGGGCCAUCGUCUGUAGCGUCUGGUACCUGCCUCCCAUGACGAGAGAGACAGAUGAAGAUGCCGUCCAGUUUGCAAACAGGGUGAAGUCCGCCAUUGCCCGGCAGGGAGGCCUUGUGGACCUGCUGUGGGACGGUGGACUGAAGAGGGAGAAGGUGAAGGACACGUUCAAGGAGGAGCAGCAGAAGCUGUACAGCAAGAUGAUAGUCGGGAACCACGAAGACAGGAGCCGCUCCUGAGUGUGACGCCCGAGUCCUGCCUGCGAGCCAGCUGGAGUUGCUGCCACUGCCGCUGCCACCCCCUGCUGCUUCCUCCCAGACUCGGGCUCUGCCAGGUUGCUCCAGCCCCGGGGACGCCAGCUGCCUAGAGCCACACCAGGAGCCCUCUGCGGCCUGAGUGGAUCCUGGGUGAAGACUGGGUGUCACUGCCCAGGACAAGAUGCCUUCUUGUUUCUUUCACGAUAAGUCCAUUGGAAGAACGCAAUUAAAGUCAGCUGCACCUGUGCGUGUGUGCAGGGCUGAGUGUUGGGAAGAGCUGGUCACGAUCUCGUGUUGGGAGCGGGGUGAUGUUGGUUUGUGACGAGUGCCCACGUGCCAGGGACUUUGCUGGGGGCACCUGCUCUUGUGCGAGGCACCGUGGAAGCAGUGUAGCUUGCUUCAGCCUGACCAUCACCCCCAGCCUUGGGGGUCUGCAGACUUGGUAAAAAGAACAGUCUUGUCUGCAGGGGCUUUUAACAAAGUGAAGGUUUUAAAUUCUUGUGCUGUUGCUUAUGGAAAGUCCCAGAGUGGGUGGAAGAGGCCAGUGGGCCGUUGGCUGCGGUGAGACCUGAGAGUCCUUCUGUGUUCAGACUCCAGGGCCGAGCCUGAGUGCUCAUGUAACUUUGUUUAAUGUGUGCCUCAGUUUCCCCAUCUGUAACGUGGGUCAGGAGGGGAAGGGUGGGGACACCUACCUCACAGGGUGGUUGUGGGGAUCAAAGUGCUCCCGUGAGUGAAGGAUACGCAAUGUUCAGUGUUACAAGUUCAGGGCUGUGGGAUGGGGCAGGACGGGUUCUGAGCUCGAGCUGCAUGGGGCUUUGGAUUUGUUUUUUAUGAGUAAAUAAAAUUGGAUGGUGAAUGAAGUGGGGGACACUUCCAUUUACUCUUUCUCCCUGGAUAUAGCCAUAUAUAACAUGUUUCCUAUGGAGAUUACAGUUCUUGGUCAUUUCCUCGAGUGUGGGUUCCCCUCACCAUCUGGGUGAGGAAUAGGGCAGUUGAGACGGGUUUGCAUGCCACUGGUUAAUCCAGGGUCCCAGCCCAGUCUCGGUUUCUCCACAGAUGGGUGCCAUGAGUAGAGGAGAGUGAGGUGGGGAGACGUGAAGAUGGCAGGUGUCUGGAAGUGAGGACAGGCCAGCAGCCAGGGAGCACAGGAGAGCAGGGCCAGCGGCCCCUGGGAGGCUGGGGCAAGUGGGGGGAUGUGCAGGGGUUUUUACAGGGCCCCAGGGGCACUGCAAGUGUCCCUAGCCCCCUGCUGUGGCUGCUGUGAGGGGGAGUUCCCACCUCACAUUUUUUGGGGGGAGUCCACCAAUUUCAAAUCCUCAGGAGAAAGUUAGCUCAGCCCACUCACCACCCACCCCCUGUUGCCUCUGACCCCACACCCACCAUGGCACAGCCCCCGCCUCUCAGGACUUGGCACCAACUGUGGUGAGUGUCUCGUCUUCAAGGUCACCCUCUGGGUGGGGUUCUCCUGGUGGUCUGUUACUUCCAUGUUGUGCGUGGCUCUUAGUGGCCUUGCCUUUGUGAUGGCUGGUGUCACCGUCUGAGGUGGGGGAUGGGCCUGUGGGAGAUCAGCUGGGGGGAGGAGGGGCUGCUUGUCCCUGCAAGCUGAAACCCCCGGCAUCUUAAUCAGUGCUUGUGAUACGCGUUCAGCCCUGUGGAUGUUCCAUCCUCCUUAACCAGAGACCUUGCAGGUCCCGGAUGGCCAUCCAUCGAGCAGCUGGUCUGGUGUGGCUCAUGCUGCGGCCAGCUGAGAAGGACACCAGGGUGGGGUCAGCGGCAGGUGCAUGCAGCUUCCGGUUGGUCCUGGGUGCAGACCUGAUGCUCUCAUGUUUUAACUUUGUUUCCUGAUUUAGGCUCAGUGACCUCUGGGAUCUGGUUCACUUCUGAAAGUUCUAUGGUUUUUAAACCUGUAGUUUAAACUUUUGACCUUGGUCUGUAAAGUCUUGAGUUUUGAAGUAAGAGGUCUGACUGUUGCUUCCUCAGAGUCUAAAACAUUAGGGCUGCAGUGACACUGAACUCCACUGGAGGGGGUCCAGGCAGUUGUGGGGCUGGGUGGUUUUGAUUGUGGAUCUUGGACAGACUUUUUCUUUCUAUACUUUUUUUUUCUUUUAAAGAGAUAGGUCUUCUUUGUCACCCAGGCUGACAAUGAUCAUAGCUCUAACUCCAGCCUCAAACUCCUGGAUUCAAGUGAGCCUCCCAUCUCCCACCUCAGCCUCCCAAGUAGCUAGGGCCACAGUCAGAUAUGUCACCCUGCCCAGCGAAUUUUUUAAUAUUCUGUAGAGACAGUCUCACUGUGUUGCCCAGGCUGGUCUUGAACUUCUGGGUUCAAGCCACUCUUGCCUUAGCCUGCCAAGUGCUGGAUCACGGGUGUGAGCCACCGCUCCUGCCCUGAGGAGGAGUCACAUUUUUUCAUUCAAAUGUGAGACUUUAUUGCAGCUAGUUAAGAGGGAACUUUCAAUAAGGCUAGUAAAAUUCCCUUGACAGUGGAAGCACACUAGAAGUCUUGAGCCUGUCAGCAGAGCUGGAGCUGGCAGGUUCUGUCGGGGGUAGUCAGAGGACGGCCGACACAGUAGAGCUGACUGUGGGACUGGAUCUUCACCACGUCGGAACCCACGCCGUGUGCUGCCCUUCAGAGCUUUCAAAGGCAUGAUGAGUUGCGGGGAGGAGGGGAGGCUCCAGGGACCCAAGUGCCCACGUCAGGUCAGUGACGGGCAUUCUGGACCAUGUCCAUCCUCUCUCAGAUCAUCAUAGCUGACCAAGGUGGGUACCAAUGCUAUUGCCCUGUGGAAACCUGGGCCUGAAGGUUUCUUCCUGCAGUUGACCAAGAACUUGGGCGUCUGUGGGAUGUGCUCCCACUGUGCCCUGAUGCCUGGAGGAGUCCUGUGUCCGUGUGGCCUGGCCGUCGGUCUGGGAGGGCAGCUGCACACACACUGCCUCUCGGCGGGGUCGGAGGCGCCAGUGGCCAUCCGUCUUCCCUUGCACGCACACCCCUCUCCGCCAGUCAAUACGUCUCCGAUGGGAAAGUUAAUAAAUUUUGCUCUAGAUUAAAAGUAUUGAUCAUUUCAUUUGUAAACGAUAAAUAAAAAGGGAGAACUUUUCAUUGCACCCGGGGUGGCGUCUGGUGUAUUUUGUGGGUGAGAUUGCGCUGGCCGCGGGGGUGGGCUUCUCAUAUGCAUUCCUGCUGGCCGCUGAAUCGAUUUCCUAUUAGUCUCCCAGCACCACCCAGUAACACAUCAUUUCAGUACCUGCUAUUAAUGGUCUUUUGAUAAAUAAUCACUUGUAAGUCAAUAAAUUUUUAUUAAACAGUG